This is a messenger RNA of Angiostrongylus costaricensis, 222 nucleotides long. Lineage: Eukaryota; Metazoa; Nematoda; Chromadorea; Rhabditida; Metastrongylidae. The record is from the annotation of a GenBank genome assembly.
AUGACAAUGGGCGUACUAGUAGCCGUCAAUGUCGAUGAAGUAGGUCCACCAACGCUGGAUGUCAUGGAAUUGGUGGCGCUGGUGGUGACGGUGGUAUUGACGGCACCGGUUGAGGACGUUGUCGAAACAGUACUGGUAAUCGCCACCGGAGGUGUGGACGGAGGUGUUUGUGAUGUGGCAAUCGGACUUCUGACAGCACUUGUCGAGUCUGCCGGUGAGUGA